Molecule: messenger RNA, 750 nt
Organism: Penicillium expansum
Lineage: Eukaryota; Fungi; Ascomycota; Eurotiomycetes; Eurotiales; Aspergillaceae
Exons: 2
Coding region: 1-750 (249 amino acids)
Source: RefSeq, a predicted model, not a curated record
AUGGCAUCUAUGCCUCAGAGGCCCGUGAGACCGCCUCCUCCAUGUCCCUCCUGGGUCUAUUCCAACAACUCUGACACCCAUGUAGCCAAAGAUCGCUGUUGGUUCGGUCAAGACUACAUCCCCUUCAAGUCCCAUGUCACGGAUAUCGCUGGAGGCUCGGUUGAAGUCAUUGGUAUGGGAACUGUCAACCUCACCACCAUGGUUUCGCCCGCCCAGACCCAUCCGAAUCCGCACGGCUCCCUCCGCUUGAAGAACGUGCUGCAUGCCCCUGCAAUGCUCUGUAACAUCAUCGGAAGUCCCGUGAGUGACGAUUACACUGUCAUAUACGGACCUAAUUCCUCAGACAUGUCUGGUUUUAUUGUGAGGAACGCCAAUGGUUGUAUCGUGGCCUACUUCAAGCCCAAGGGUGAAGGCCCCGGGUUGUACCAAGUCCAGCUUGGCCAGCCUCCACUCGGCCAUGAGUUUGGGAUUUCGCCUUUGUGCCCCAACGGGCUCUAUAUGAUUCACGCCUUCUGGUCCCAGCGUGAGCGGCACAGAUUUGAAAUCUUGAAAGCUUCCGGUCUGACUCGAGCCUCCGGCGUAGAGCCGCUGACACUGGCCGAAAGGAAUUGGUUCGGGAAGCAACGCAUGUCUGAACAGGCAGUUACGCUUGCUUAUGGUUUGAACCCCGACAGGAGGGAGCAUCGAGAAGAAGGCCGUGCCAUCAUGCGAAUUCUCAAGUCCCAGACUGAAAAUGAGCCGAAGAUCUGA